AUGUUCGAAAAGGGAACUUUUAUUUUAAUGGCUGAUGGCCACCUUGAAGAUAUAUCCGCUAUUAAAAGUAACUCAUAUGUUAUGUGUGAGGAUGGCACUCCAGGGCGUGUGGCAUAUACAACAAAGGCGAAGCAGACAAUCUAUGAGAUAGUACAAAAGACAAAGCAUAGGGCCAAUGAAGGUGAGCCCGGUAGGCUUGAUCCUAGACGGAGAACAGUUUAUAAUCGGCUUGGGUUUAAUUGUUCAGCCACUCAUAAAUUGGUUCUAAAAACACCGUCGAUACCAACCUUAGAAAAUAAUCCCAGGAGACCAAACUUAACUGUCAAAUGGAGAUGCUUGGAAGAAAUUCUAACCACUGAUGGAAGGGCCAUAACGGUGCCAAAGAAUCAUCACAAGAACUUUCCUAAAACUAAAGAAGGACAAUUGCAAGCUCAGAAUUUCAUGAGAGAUAAGCGGUUAAUCUGGGGUCCUGAUAUUGAUUACGAAAUACAAGUAAGGGACCUUGAGUAUCUGGAUGCAUCAAUGCGCGUAACCUCAACGUUAAAAUGUAAUCCUGUAUUUUCUGGAAAUGGUAUAUUAUCUAAUUUUUUAAGUGGUCAAAGGCACUUGAUUACACCAGCAAUUGUCUCUAUGGCAUGGUUAUUGGGGCUGUGGAUUGGAGAUGGUACUACAAAGGAACCUGAGAUAACAGUUGAUAGUGUGGAUGAGAAAUUAAUGGAAAGUCUCACUGUGCUAGGUCGUUAUUGGGGUCUGUAUCCUACGUAUAAAGAUGAAAAGGUUCCACUUAGAGCAAAGCAUGUGAGGCUUUAUUAUGGCAAAGGGCCUGAAGAAAGGCGGAAAACUAGGAAUCUACGGAAGAACAAUCCAUUUUGGAAUACAAUUCAAAAUUUGGGGAUUAAAAGAGAGAUUGAUGGGGAGAAGCAAGUUCCUGAGUUCAUGUGGCAUGAGGAUAUUGAAAUUCGAGAAGCGUUCUUAGCAGGACUAAUAGAUUCCGAUGGCUACGUGGUAAAACGUAAAGAGAAUCCAGAUGUCUAUAAAGUGUCUAUUCAGACCAUAUACCCGUCUGUUAUGAACGCCAUAGUUCAUAUUGCGAGGUCCUUGGGAAUCUCAGCGACUGUGACUACACGCUCAGCCAGAAACGAGGUCAUAGAAGGACGCCGAGUACAGUGCAGGUUUACCUACGAUUGUAAUAUCUCAGGGAGCACGCCUUUGCAAAACGUAUUAUCAUAUUGUAGGAGUGGUCACAAGAGGAAGCCAGCUCCCGAAGUUGUCAUCCGUGAUCCGCAGUACGUAGGGUUCAUUGAUCGCAAGCUGAGAGAGGCAGAAGUGUAUGGGAUACAUCUAGACCAACCCCGUAAUAUACUGCUUGGCAACAAAAUCGUAGUAUAUUCCUGUACUGAAUGUUGUGAGACUGACGCUGUGCACAUCACCAAGAUCAAAAACCUGAAGCACUGUGUUUCUUGUCCUCGCACGGGUGUCAGAUACUUCUACCGCGACUGGACAGGCAAGAGCCAUGUAUGUGGCCGCUGCUACGGCAGGUACAAAUUCAGUGGGUACAGAUGUCUGCAUUGCAAGUACAUACCUGAGGCGCGUGAAAUAAAGAAGGCACGCAUGAGAGGCGAGGAGACCCGCUUGUUCGAGCAAAGCUACAUCACAGGUCUCGUGUGCAGCCGAUGCGAAGGCAUUCUGACAUUCGACGAGAUCAGAGGCCCUGCAAAGAAACAGGCGGUACAAUAG
Messenger RNA from Nakaseomyces glabratus, 1737 nucleotides. It is a transcript of the gene HO, whose product is annotated as Hop. Gene Ontology annotation, molecular function: endonuclease activity; DNA binding. Lineage: Eukaryota; Fungi; Ascomycota; Saccharomycetes; Saccharomycetales; Saccharomycetaceae. Gene Ontology annotation, biological process: intein-mediated protein splicing. The record is from RefSeq and is a predicted model, not a curated record.